Messenger RNA from Fonsecaea multimorphosa CBS 102226, 312 nucleotides. RefSeq lists its product as uncharacterized. The coding region runs from base 1 to 312 and encodes 103 amino acids. The transcript is spliced from 2 exons. Gene Ontology annotation, cellular component: elongin complex. Gene Ontology annotation, molecular function: protein-macromolecule adaptor activity. NCBI's taxonomy places the organism in Eukaryota, Fungi, Ascomycota, Eurotiomycetes, Chaetothyriales, Herpotrichiellaceae. Gene Ontology annotation, biological process: ubiquitin-dependent protein catabolic process. The record is from RefSeq and is a predicted model, not a curated record.
AUGGCGGCCAACGGCACUCCCUCACCCUUUGUGACGCUGGUUUCGUCAGAUGGGUUUGAGUUCCACCUCCGCCGUUCCGCUGCCUGCGUGUCUCCCGCACUCAGGCGUAUGCUUGACCCGCAAAAUAACUUCGCCGAGGCCCAAACAGGGAUCUGCCACCUGGAGAACAUCAGCGGAACCGUCCUCGAGAAAGUCGUCGAAUACUUUUACUACAACGAGAAAUAUCGAAACAGUGAGGGCGUGCCGGACAUGGAUAUCCCUCCGGAGUUAUGCCUGGAGCUCCUGAUGGCAGCCGAUUUCUUGAUGUCUUGA